Messenger RNA from Closterium sp. NIES-65, 1947 nucleotides. NCBI's taxonomy places the organism in Eukaryota, Viridiplantae, Streptophyta, Zygnematophyceae, Desmidiales, Closteriaceae. The record is from the annotation of a GenBank genome assembly.
AUGGCAAUUCUCCUUGUCUCGUCUUCUCUGCGCAACGCCGUUGCAUUCAUUGGCAAGCCUUUCAUUGUUUUUCUCAGCCAAGUCGUUCCCUUUCCCACUUCCCUCGAUCCACCUGCCAAUUCCGCUCCUGCUUACCUUUCCACUCCGCCCGUCACCUCCCCCUUCACACUUUCGAUUCUCCAGGGCUCGGCGGCGAAGCAGCGAGCAGCAGCGCUGGCAGCGGCGGCGAGGGACCGCCUGUUGGGUCGAAGGCGCUCCCUGGGGUCUUCCCCGAUGUCAACCCGGCGUGCAUCGCCGCGGGACAGACGGAGUCAGGCAGGACGGCAGCACCGGCUGGCGCACAAGCAGCAGGGGCAGCACAAGGCGCAGCAGCGCGUGCGGGGAAGCCGGUCACAGCAGCGGAUCGAGGCGCGGCAAGGCACGUCGUCCGCGCAGCUCACCACUUCCUCGCAGCCUCUCUCGGGGGUUACCACGCUGAGGCUACCCCUUACGACGCCGUGCGACGACGACGACAAGGCGCAGCUGCCGUGCGAGUCGGUCGCAGCACUCCCAGCGAUGCCGUACGAGAGAGCCGCGGGUGGCGCGAGCGAAGCGGGCGUGGCGAGCUGCAGGAGCGACAGCGAAAGCAGUAGCAGCAACGGCGGCGGUGGCGGCGGUGGCGCGUCCAUCGGCCGUGUUCACGACGUCGUGGGCAGCGAGCGGGGCAGCAGCGCCCGCGCGGACGACGCCAGUCGGUCGUUCAGCGGCAGGAAGAGGCCCGCGGGGGAAGGCGCUUCACCAGCGGAGCGGGCGGCAGACGAAGCGCACAUCUGCCGAGAGCGGGCGCGCGGAGAGCCGUCGUGUGUGCAGGCGGAAGCGCACAUGGGCGGUAACGUUGCGAGGGGCGAGGAGGAGCGCCGUGGGGAUGCGAGUCGCGGCAAGGCGAUGGCCGUGGAUGACGCGUUGACGAUGACGAGAGGUGCGGCGUCUGCUGCGAGCCACGGCCCCUCCGACCUCACCAAGCAACCCGUGCGAGGGCAAGCCGUCUCAUUGCCGCAGCAGGCGAGCAGAGCGGCCCCGGGGAAAGGGGGACAUCGAGGGACGACGGUGCGGGACAUCGACUCGUCGUCGGAUCCGCAGCUGUGCGGGCGAUACGUGGCGGACAUCUAUGGCCACCUCCGCGCCGCCGAGCAGCGCAGCCAGCCGCGCGCGGACUACAUGGAGGCGGUGCAGAAGGACGUGAACAGCGGCAUGCGCACCAUCCUCGUCGACUGGCUCGUUGAGGUGGCAGAGGAGUACAAGCUGGUACCGGAUACGCUCUACCUCACGUGCGCCUACCUGGACAGCUACCUCUCCGCCCACACUGUGCCACGCAGCCAGCUGCAGCUGCUCGGCAUCUCCUGCAUGCUCAUCGCCUCCAAAUUUGAGGAGAUCUAUGCGCCACAGGUGGACGAGUUCUGCUACAUCACCGACAACACGUACACCCGCCUCGAGGUGUUGCAGAUGGAGAGCCGAGUGCUGAACCAUCUGGCGUUCGACCUGAGCAAGCCCACCAUCAAGAGCUUCCUCAGGAGGUACAUUCGAGUCGCCCAAGCCAGCCUCAAGGACCCCUCGCUCAAGCUGGAGUUUCUGAGCAAUUUCUUCUCAGAGCUAGCCCUCACAGACUACUCCUGCCUGCGCUUCAAGCCCUCGUGCCUUGCUGCCUCCGCCGUCCUCCUCGCCAAGCUCACUCUCUUCCCAACCCUGCCUCCCUGGACCGCUGCUCUGGCGGCUUGUUCGGGGUAUGCGUGUGCUGACCUGCGGGAGUGUGUAGCAUGCCUGCAUGCACUGCAUUCCUCCAACGGACGCGCACCGCCCACUGCCGUGCACCAGAAGUAUUGUCAGGCCAAGUUCAUGGCUGUCGCCUCCAUCCCCCUGCCCGCACUACCACCAGAGCCCCACUCCUCACGUCACUCCCCAGCCCACUAG